This is a messenger RNA of Grammomys surdaster, 2834 nucleotides long. It is a transcript of the gene Stau2, whose product is annotated as staufen double-stranded RNA binding protein 2. The transcript is spliced from 14 exons. Lineage: Eukaryota; Metazoa; Chordata; Mammalia; Rodentia; Muridae. Bases 87 to 1838 code for a protein of 583 amino acids. The record is from RefSeq and is a predicted model, not a curated record.
AGUUUUUUGGAGCCGUGAGGGAUACAGAAGUUUGAUCAAUAUUGUCUUAACAUGCUUCAGAUAAAUCAGCUUCUCUUCACGAUAAAAUGGCAAAUCCCAAAGAGAAAACUCCAAUGUGUCUGGUAAAUGAGUUAGCCCGUUUCCAUAGCAUCCAACCCCAGUAUAAGCUUCUGAAUGAAAGCGGGCCUGCUCAUUCAAAGAUGUUUUCGGUGCAGCUGAGUCUUGGCGAGCAGACAUGGGAAUCCGAAGGGAGCAGUAUAAAGAAGGCCCAACAGGCUGUUGCAAAUAAAGCUUUGACUGAAUCUACACUUCCUAAACCAGUUCAGAAACCACCUAAAAGUAAUGUCAAUAAUAAUCCAGGUAGUAUAACUCCAACUGUGGAACUGAAUGGGCUUGCUAUGAAAAGGGGAGAGCCUGCCAUCUACAGGCCAUUAGAUCCAAAGCCAUUCCCAAAUUAUAGAGCUAAUUACAACUUCCGGGGCAUGUACAAUCAGAGGUAUCAUUGCCCAAUGCCCAAGAUCUUCUAUGUUCAGUUGACUGUAGGAAAUAAUGAAUUCUUUGGUGAAGGGAAGACUCGACAAGCUGCCAGACACAACGCUGCCAUGAAAGCGCUUCAAGCCCUACAGAAUGAGCCAAUUCCAGAAAAGUCGCCUCAGAAUGGUGAAUCAGGAAAAGAAAUGGAUGAUGAUAAAGAUGCAAAUAAAUCUGAAAUAAGCUUAGUGUUUGAGAUUGCGCUGAAGAGAAAUAUGCCCGUCAGUUUUGAGGUCAUUAAAGAAAGCGGACCACCACAUAUGAAGAGUUUUGUUACGCGGGUGUCAGUGGGAGAAUUUUCUGCAGAAGGAGAGGGAAAUAGCAAAAAACUCUCCAAGAAGCGUGCUGCAACUACUGUCUUACAGGAGCUUAAAAAACUCCCACCUCUUCCUGUGGUAGAGAAGCCAAAACUAUUUUUUAAAAAACGCCCUAAAACAAUAGUCAAGGUCAUAAGUCCAAGUAGAGAGCUGUUGGAUACCUCCAAGGCUGGACCUGAGUAUGGUCAAGGAAUGAACCCCAUUAGCCGCCUGGCUCAAAUCCAGCAGACCAGAAAAGAAAAGGAGCCUGAUUACGUUUUACUUUCAGAACGAGGAAUGCCCCGCCGUCGAGAGUUUGUAAUGCAGGUCAAGGUAGGCAAUGAAGUUGCAACCGGAACAGGACCCAAUAAAAAGAUAGCCAAAAAAAAUGCUGCAGAGGCGAUGCUGUUACAGCUUGGCUAUAAAGCAUCCACUAACCUUCAGGAUCCGCUCGACAAGACAGGGGAAAACAAAGGAUGGAGUGGUUCAAAGCCUGGGUUUCCUGAACCAACGAAUAACACUCCAAAAGGGAUUCUUCAUCUUUCUCCUGAUGUUUAUCAAGAGAUGGAAGCCAGCCGCCACAGAGUGACCUCUGGCACAACUCUAGGCUACUUAUCACCCAAAGAUAUGAACCAACCUUCAAGCUCUUUCUUCAGUGUGUCUCCCUCAUCGACCAGUUCAGCCACAGUUGCCAGGGAACUCCUUAUGAAUGGAACAUCUCCUACUGCUGAAGCCAUAGGUUUAAAAGGAAGUUCUCCUACUCCCCCUUGUUCUUCAGUACAGCCUUCAAAACAACUGGAAUAUUUAGCAAGGAUUCAAGGCUUUCAGGCAGCCUUAAGUGCCUUGAAACAGUUUUCUGAACAAGGGCUGGAAUCAAUUGAUGGAGUGGCGAAUGUUGAAAAGGGUUCUCUUGAAAAACAAGCCAAGCAUCUGCGGGAGAAAGCAGACAAUAACCAGGCAAACCCGGGCUCCAUCACUCAGGACUGCAAGAAAUCAAAGUCGGCCAUCUAGCAGCUCCCAGAACCCACGGCUGCCACUGCGUCCCGUAUAAACCUGUCAGCACGCACGAGGGUGUCUGUGUUCUAGGAAAUGAAUGACUAAUACCAUUAUCUGAGUCUUAUGUGAAGACAACGCUAUUCUAACACAGGAGAUAAUGUACAUGGUACUGUUUAUUCAACUGGGGGAAAAUAAAACUUUGAGCAUUUCCCUUGGAACUUGAGAUCAGAUCAUAACUCAUUUGCCCAGAGGCAACAGAAAUCUGAUCCCACUACUGGAGCUUAAAAAUAACAAUUAAUGAAAAGUGUUAGAAACAAGGCUACAGUUUUAAAAUGACUCAUAGAAAAGUUGGGUUUGGUUCUGUCCUUGCGAUUGCUUUGUUCUGGCGAGUGUGUUGUUCUAUUCUCUCUUGUUUGAAAUAAUGCUUGACAAUUCAGAAAUUAACCAAUGAUGUGCUGUGGAAUGUGAUGCUUGUCUUCAUAUAGUCUCACAGUUUCUCUUUUUAAUGCAGAUAGUCGUAACCUUCAUCUUGCACAUACACACACACAAAUUACUUUAAGGUGCAUAGCACAAAGAUGUAUGCAAAUAACUGUGUUAAAUCAGGUCUGGUAACUGAUUUAAAUAUAAAUCACACUAGGAACAAGUAGUUUCCAUAUAUUUCAGGACUUUUAAACAGACAAAAUAAAACAAAACUGAGCAGUUGUGGGUUUGCGCUAUAGGAUGCCAUCAGCCAUCAAUGGGGCGUCUUGCCUCUGCCCAUCGCUCCGGGAGUCUACUCUGUCGUGGAAAUUGUGCCCACCCUCAUCUGUGUGUUGUAGCCACUCACUGUUUGCUUCGAGUGUCUAUAGUAACUGCCUCUGGACUCAGGACAGUGAGUAGGAUCAAAAUAAAUACUGUACAUGGUGGGGAAGGGAAAGCCUGUUGGAGAAGUUUCUAGUCAAACACGCUCUGGACCAGCAUGUUGGAAUCCAGCGUGGGCAAAAUGCAGUAAAGAUUUGGUCCAUUUCUGUA